AGCAGAAACAAACUCGUGCACGGCUGUGGUUUGGAGGUGAAGAGACAUGAACACUUUUUAUUCAGUGCAAGCGUUGGAGCCGGACAACGGAGCACGUGUUACAGAGUCCUUCAAGUUUGUGUCCGAGGAGAAGAGGGAUGUGUGGAGCAGAGGUGGAGAGGAGAUGUCAGAGUCGUCCUGCUGCCUCAGUGUCAGAAAGAUCUCCUACACUGUCAGUGAGCGUGUUGGACCAUGGUGGGAUCUACCCUCCUAUAGGAAGCGAUGGACUCGUCAGAUCCUCAACGACGUUUCCUUCCACGUAGACAGUGGGCAGAUAAUGGGCAUCCUGGGCAACUCAGGCUCGGGGAAGACGACACUGUUGGAUGCCAUCUCAGGGAGGAUUGGAAGCAACGGCACGCUGUUGGGGGAGGUCUUCAUAAAUGGCAGGAAACUGAAGAGAGAAGAGUAUCAGGACUGUUUCUCCUAUGUCCUGCAGAGUGAUAACUUGCUGAGUUAUUUGACAGUAGAGGAAACCCUGACGUACACAGCACAGCUAGCCCUGCGGAAACACUCAGCAGAAGCUAUCAAGAAAAAGGUGUCGGCAGUGAUGGCCGAGCUGAGUCUGAGUCAUGUGGCGCACAGUGUUAUCGGAGGCCGCAUUUUCCCAGGAAUCUCUGGGGGUGAGAGACGGAGGGUCUCCAUCGCCAGUCAGUUACUUCAGGAUCCAAGGGUGAUCCUAUUGGAUGAGCCGACCACCGGCCUGGACAGCAUGACGGCCAAUCAGAUCGUGGUGCUGCUGGCAGAGCUGGCCCGGAGAAAUCGGAUCGUCGUAGUAACCAUCCAUCAGCCACGCUCCGAACUCUUCAGGGUGUUCAGCAGAAUUGCAAUAAUGAGUCGAGGCGAGCUGGUAUUCUGUGGACAACCAGAGGAGAUGGUGGAUUUCUUCAGCCAGUGCGGAUACGAGUGCCCAGAGUACUGCAACCCUUUUGAUACAUAUGUUGACUUCACCUCGGUGGACACACACAGCAGUGAGAGGGAGGCGGCCACGUUCAGUCGCAUGCAUGGGAUCACCUCGUCCUACCAGAGAUCUGCCAUCUACCAGAACAUGCUGGACAAAAUGGAGCAGAGCCUGCAGAUAUCUGACAAGUCAGCAAUCCCCUUUAAAAGCAAAGACUCGCCCAACGGUGCUGCCAAGCUCGAAGUUCUGUUUAGGCGCACAGUCAGAAACUUUUCCAGAAACAAGAUGGGGGUUCUGAUGCGUCUGUUCCAGAACCUGAUCUACGGUUUCUUCGUGGCCUUCUUCGUCAUGCAUUUAGACAUGGACGUCACCAAGGGGGCCGUGCAGGACCGCAUUGGCAUCAUCUAUCAGUGUGUGGCUGCUCCGCCCUACACUGGCAUGCUCAACGCUGUCGCUCUCUUCCCUGCGCUGCGAGCCAUCAGUGAUCAGGAGAGUCAGGACGGCCUCUACAGCAAAUGGCAAAUGUUCUUGGCCUACAUCCUUCACAUCCUGCCCUUCAGCACUGUGAGCAUCGCCAUCUUCUGCUCCUUUCUUUAUUGGACAAUAGGGAUGCACCCAGAGACUUUGCGCUUCCUGUGUUUCACUGCUGUGAUUCUGGUGCCACAUAUUAUAGGUGAGUUGUCAACCGUGGUGCUUUUAGGAGUGGUCCAAGACCCAAACAUGGUCAACACCGGAGUGGCUUUACUCAAUAUUGCAGGAGUCCUGGUGGGAUCUGGCUUCCUCAGGAGCAUCCAGCAGAUGCCCGUGGUGUUUCAGUGGCUGAGUUACCUGACCUUCCAGAAGUACAGCUGUGAGCUGCUCAUCGUCACCGAGUUCUACAAUCUGGACUUCACCUGCAAUGUAACAAAAUUCUUACCAGGAGCCUGCAUGGUCACUAAAGGCAAUCAGAUCAUCGAUCAGGGUUAUCCUGGAGCUCUGUCUCGAUACCUACUCGACUUUUUUCUCCUCUACUCCUUCCUCCCCGCCUUGGUUCUGAUGGGCAUCAUUAGCUUCAAGAUCAGAGACAAGCUUAUGCAUCACUAA
Nematolebias whitei (Rio pearlfish) is the source of this 2020-nucleotide messenger RNA. RefSeq names its product ATP-binding cassette, sub-family G (WHITE), member 5 (gene abcg5). Gene Ontology annotation, cellular component: plasma membrane. Bases 47 to 2020 code for a protein of 657 amino acids. Gene Ontology annotation, biological process: cholesterol homeostasis. Gene Ontology annotation, molecular function: ATP hydrolysis activity; ATP binding; ABC-type transporter activity. The record is from RefSeq and is a predicted model, not a curated record. Lineage: Eukaryota; Metazoa; Chordata; Actinopteri; Cyprinodontiformes; Rivulidae. The transcript has 14 exons.